AGCCAACCUAAAAUUUCAAAACUGAAAAUAUUGUUUUAAUGCGAUGGAUUUCUUUGUUUUGUUAUUAGCCACUUGUUGUAUAAUAUUUCAAGGAAAUGCUCAAUACCAGCCGUAUAGUUACAACAACUAUCAAUAUCCUAACUAUCCGAUGGCUGCUAUGCCAAUCCACCACUUGGUUCCGCAGAACCGCUUCUUCUGGACAUGGACAUCAACGACGACAUCAACUUCAAUCUCUACCUGCACUGUUUUUACUAGUGUGAACUGCCCUGGUCGCCGUAAAAGGUUCCUAAUCGAAGAUUUAGACCCAAUCGAACCCUCUCCACUUAACAAGGUAGAGACCACCCAGAUUGCAACGGAGCUCUUCGACAGGAAGGCACGUGAAAUUGAUUUUGAAACGGCAUUUUCGGCAGACUCAUCGACCUACGAAGUUCAAUCCACCUUGGGCAAUCCUAAUUUCUUCUAUGGCUACAAUCCCUUUUUUCGCGAACCGGUCAACAACCUAGCGAUGGGUCCCCGUUUCUUCUUAAAGGUCACUACUUCUACGGUCACCACGGUCAGCAUUUACACUUCGAGGCCAGUUUGCUACUCGGGAGGUGGCUACGAUCAAUGUUAAU
Molecule: messenger RNA, 614 nt
Organism: Daphnia carinata
Lineage: Eukaryota; Metazoa; Arthropoda; Branchiopoda; Diplostraca; Daphniidae
Exons: 2
Coding region: 44-613 (189 amino acids)
Source: RefSeq, a predicted model, not a curated record